This is a messenger RNA of Clupea harengus (Atlantic herring), 3501 nucleotides long. RefSeq names its product uridine phosphorylase 1 (gene upp1). NCBI's taxonomy places the organism in Eukaryota, Metazoa, Chordata, Actinopteri, Clupeiformes, Clupeidae. The record is from RefSeq and is a predicted model, not a curated record. Gene Ontology annotation, molecular function: uridine phosphorylase activity. Gene Ontology annotation, biological process: uridine catabolic process; nucleotide catabolic process. The transcript has 14 exons. Bases 2440 to 3432 code for a protein of 330 amino acids. Gene Ontology annotation, cellular component: cytosol; cytoplasm.
AAAGGUAUCUUUGUUGUUCUUGUUGUUAAGUAUUUGGAAUGAUAGUUGUAGUGCUCUCUUUUGUUAUAAUUCUUAAGACUAGGUUGUUGGAUAGGAGUACUUGCAUGUGACAGUGAGAGGUUUAGGCCGCUGUGGAAUGAGAAAUGUAACAUCUUUUCCUGUGUGUAACUAAAAAGGGUUGAAUGUUCGGAAAAUGUUAUAACUUAAAAUAAUUACAAAUGCAAGUUGUCAGAUAGCGUCUAUUAUGUGUGCUACAGAUCCAAAAGAUUUUGAAGAAAAGAAUCACAGGAGAUAUACCUGUCCUUUACACAUAAGAUGGUCUGCACAGUACAUUAUAUUAUUAUUUUUACCUUGCCAAUAGAGCGCGCAUGCCUGGUGAUCAUUCUAGGCCCACCUGUAGCCUGCCUGUCUUCUACAAUAUUCCACUGUGAAUCCACGAUACUAUAAGACUUAGCCAAAUCCUCAUGCACUACCUUAACCCGCGAAUAAAUAGGGGUGCAUUUCACCACAGAGGCAUGUAAACAAUAGAGGGUAUAAAAGUGAGACAAGCUGAAAGAAAUAAAACCAAGAUCUUCAUAUAAAAAAUGCAAAUGGCGGUGUUAAUGAUAAGUCGUCGAGUAUACGUAUAAGCGUAUUUUCCUGUAGAACAUUGAUUGGUUCAGCCCGCCUGAGGUUGGCUACAGGCUGUCUAUUGAAACUGCUCAGACAAAAAUGUAAUAAUAAACACCACGAGUUGCUGUCCCAUUUGAUUUUCACCUCUGCUUUCGAAAACAGUGUCACGAGCUCGACUGCCAUCAGCAUCAGCGUAGGCAUUGGGUUAAAGGGACGCCGACAACAGGCUAGUUGGUGAAGCGUGAGUGACGGCGAGGGAGGGUGUGUGAGAGCGUGUCUCGUGGAUGGAGAAGAGACAUCAUCCCUGAUAUCUAAGCACCAUCAUUCAUAUCGUAAGAGAAAAUGGAAGUCUCGAGGAGGCGGAUGAAGCACCUUGAGCCAGCCCGGCCACUUCGUCGCUUGAAUACUGAUCCAGAUCAGCCGAGAUACGCAGACCUUGAUUCAUUUGCACAAUCACAGGCCACCUCAUUUAAUAGAAUUGAAGUGGAGCAGUUUUAUGAAAUUCUUCAGCUACACAGCCAGUGUCUUGCUGCAAAGAAAGAAAGGAUAUCAUAUAGCAGGGAAUUUCUCCUUCAAGUUGCCAGCUCUCCCAUGGCUAGAAGAAGGCCCGAUUUCUUACCUGAGCACCCAGUUGUUUUAGACAAGGCGAGGGUCCAGGAUGUCAGAAGGCUCAUUCUGUGCAAUACAUCACCUGGAAAAGAGGACCUGUCAGUCCAGUGCCUAGCAAAGUAUGAGCGGAACAAUUCUCCCUAAGAAGAAAAGUGCAAAGGUAGAAGAGAAAUCCUUUUUAUCUGUGGAUUACUUUUAGACCUCUGUAGGUCUGUGGUGGGUGAUAUGCCAAAAGGACCACUACUGUUUUUUUGUUUGCUAUCCUGGUCGACUGCAAAGCAUUGUGGCCUUAAGUGUAAAUAACUGUUAAGCGGGUGUUUUUUUUGUGUCUUAACUAUAUUAUUAUUUAUUAUAUUUUGUGAUUGUUGUUGUGAAUUUCUCACUUUUCCUUUUGCCUCUUUUUUUUUGUUUAUGUAAGACUUCAUUUCAGAUUAUUUCUUUUUGGUGUGUAAAUUGUGUGAUCAGCAAGAGUGCACGUUUUUAGGUUUAUCUAACAGAGUUUAGUCGUUACAGGCGGGUGCUUUGUUUAAUUUUGUUUUGGUUUACACUCAGUGCCUUUUAAUUUGCACAUGUGGCCUGGAAAACAGAGUGAGAAAAGUGACACUGAAGUGCAGUAUUUGCACGGUGAUGUUGGUAGAUCCCAAACAUAAGUCAUUCCACUGUUUGGCACCAUGAUUAAAAAAAAACAUUAUUCUAAAUGAUUGUUGCGUCGUGUUUCGUUAUUUCUUUUUUAUCAAUAAGUUAAUUCAAGAUUCCUAAACAGAUGAAUGGUAGGUAACAUACCUGGCUUCAUUCCCAAAGAGUGCAAAACUUAAAAACUGGCAGAACAAUUAGAAAGAAAAGUGACUGGUAUAAUUCGUUCUCACUCUGGUCUAACCCUGAGAAGGGAAGCUAUAGCCUUGUCGUAAAAACGUAAUGGCACGAGCACGCCAUUAGGGCUACCGGCCAAACAGCGGGGCUUCCGUUCUUUUGCUUGUAUAUUGGAGCUCGCGGUCACGUACUCCAUUCCAAUGCAAACGACAAAAGCGGAUGUUGAAUGAAGGUCGAAAAUCGAGUAAACGAAACUACAUUCUGUUAGCCUAUUUCAAACAUAACUGUUAACAGAAAACUGAUAUUCGGAUACACGCUAUCUACUCUUGUCACAGGUGUCUGCUUGCAGGCAAUAAUACCAUCCGGAAUACAGUUUGUCUGUAGUAGCUUCUGUGUUUUCGAAGGAAAAUGACACCAGGCUUUAAUGACGAGAAAAACGGAGCAGGUGUAAGCUGUAAUAAUGUACUUGUGCACAAUCCUAAUUUGGAUGCCAUGAAAGAGGAUAUACUUUACCAUUUCCACUUGGGGACAGCCACACAUGAUUUGCCAGCAAUGUUUGGAGACGUCAAGUUUGUAUGUGUGGGAGGCAGCCCCUGGAGGAUGAAGGCAUUCAUAGAGUACAUCGGUCGAGAGUUGGGCUUGGCUGACCCCAAAACUGACUACCCUAACAUUUGUGCAGGGACUGAUCGCUAUGCCAUGUACAAAGUGGGACCGGUGCUCUCAGUCAGUCAUGGAAUGGGAAUUCCCUCAAUAGCCAUCAUGCUACAUGAACUAAUCAAACUCCUCUACCAUGCUCGCUGUACUGAUGUCACAGUUGUGCGAAUUGGAACCUCAGGUGGAAUAGGCCUGAAACCCGGCACUGUGGUCAUCACCAAGCAGUCAGUGGAUGCCUGUUUCCAACCACGCUUUGAGCAAGUUAUUCUGGGAAAGCCAGUGGUCCGUAGCACUGAACUAGACUCUGACCUGGCAGAAGAGCUGCUACAAUGCAGUAAAAACUUGGGAGACAUGGAAACAGUCAUUGCCAACACUAUGUGCACAAUGGACUUUUAUGAGGGUCAGGCUCGGCUGGAUGGGGCCUUCUGUUCGUACACAGAGGAAGACAAACAGAACUACCUCAAAGAAGCCUAUGCUGCAGGAGUUCGCAACAUUGAGAUGGAGUCUUCUGUAUUUGCUGCCAUGUGUAAACUCAGCCAUCUUAAAGCGGCAGUGGUGUGUGUGACCUUGUUGGAUCGUCAGAAGGGAGAUCAGCUGACCAGCUCUCACGACGUCCUUCAAGACUACCAGCAGCGGCCUCAACUGCUUGUGGGGCACUUCAUCAAGAGGCGCCUAAAUGCCAAGAACAAAGGCUUCUCAUCAUCCUCAUCCUCAUCCCAUGGUGUCGAUAAGGCAAAGACAUCCUGAGAGUUUCAUCAGGAACGGUGGCUUACUCGCACUGUUCAUUCCAAAUUUCGAAUCAUUUUUAUUAAUUUU